GCCAAGCGGAACGCGGCAGUCGAACAAUAAUAAUACGUGUUUGUCCAAAUCGGAAAUUGAGUAACCAAAAUGUGGGCCUUAUCAACGUUUCUGCUUUUACUCUGCCUCCAACGGGUGAAGUCGGAUGAGGCUGCUGCUGCUGCACCACGGCGACCCAACAUAAUCAUUAUAAUGGCCGAUGACAUGGGCUUCGAUGAUGUGAGCUUUCGAGGUGGCCGGGAGUUUCUAACUCCCAACAUCGAUGCCUUGGCCUAUCACGGUCGUCUGCUGGAUCGACUUUACGCCCCGGCGAUGUGUACUCCCUCCCGAGGAGCACUACUUAGCGGACGAUAUCCAAUACACACGGGCACCCAGCACUUUGUGAUCAGCAACGAAGAGCCUUGGGCCCUGACCCUCAACGCCACUUUAUUGCCGGAAAUCUUAAAAACUGCGGGCUACUCCACCAAUUUGGUGGGAAAGUGGCACCUGGGCUUCUCCCGGCCGGAAUACACACCCACCCAGCGGGGCUUUGACUACCACUUUGGUUAUUGGGGCGCCUAUAUAGACUAUUACCAAAGAAGAUCGAAAAUGCCGAUAGCCAAUUACAGUCUGGGAUACGAUUUUCGGCGGAACAUGGAACUGGAGUGCCGAGAUCGAGGGGUUUACGUCACCGAUUUGCUAACCACCGAGGCGGAACGACUGAUCAAAGAGCAUGCCGAUAAGGAACAACCCCUUUUCCUGAUGCUCAGCCAUCUGGCUACCCACACGGCCAACGAGGAUGAUCCUCUGCAGGCUCCCGAGGAGGAGAUACGAAAGUUUUCCUACAUCAGAGAUCCCAACAGGAGGAAAUUUGCAGCAAUGGUUUCCAAACUAGACCAGAGCGUUGGACGUAUAAUCAGCACUCUGGCCGCUACGGAUCAACUGGAGAACAGUAUAGUGAUCUUCUACUCGGACAACGGAGCCCCAUCGGUGGGUAUGUUUGCGAAUACGGGAUCGAAUUUUCCGCUCCGUGGUCAGAAGAAUACUCCGUGGGAGGGCGGAGUGCGGGUGGCCGGUGCCAUUUGGAGUUCCCAACUGCAGGCACGGGGCUCCAUCUUCAGCCAGCCCAUCUACGUGGCCGACUGGUUGCCCACCCUGUCCCAUGCGGCGGGCAUUGAGUUGGAUGGCUCCCUAAAACUAGACGGGAUUGAUCUGUGGCCCCAGUUGGCGGGAUCGGCGGAUGCUCCCCAUGUUCCUCGAGAGAUCCUGCACAUUUUGGAUGACGAAUGGAGAGUGAGUGCCAUCCAACUGGGCCAGUGGAAGUACGUGAAUGGUACCACUUCCGCCGGGCAAUACGACUCGGUGCUUACCUACCGGGAACUGGACAAUCUGGAUCCCCGCGAGAGUAGUUAUCCGGUGACGGUGCGCAAUUCCGCUACUUCAAGGGCCCUUUCCCGCUACGAUUUAAGGCGUCUGACGCAACGGAGAAUCUCGACAAUCCGGCAAUCGGCUACCGUGCAUUGUGGGGAUCUCCAAAGGUCAUGUAAUCCCCUGGUGGAGGAGUGUCUGUACGACACUGAGACGGAUCCCUGUGAGCAGAACAAUCUGGUCUACUCCGCCAGGCACUCCGAUGUUUUAGCCGCCCUGCAAAGACGCAUUCGGGAAUUGAGAGCAAGUGCUUCGACUCCGGGAAAUCGGGCCAGUAUGGCGGAAGCCAAUCCCACGUGGCAUACCUGCGCCUGGGAGACCUUCGAAGUGCAGAAGCCCAAAUUAGUCCCUUUAGAAUGCGAUUACCAAGGUGUACCCUGUUAAUCAAUUCAAAACAGAAGGAUGAAAGGAUGGAUUAAAUUGGAAAGUGAAAUUCGAACAAAAUUAGCUUUAUCUUUGCAGCUGCAAGCACAUAUUCAUAAAUAAAUCUAAUUUUAUAAAGUUAGGUUCCAGGACGUCAAUACGGUGCUGAAUUUCUGGUCGCAUUAGUUGAUACUUAUGAAAAGUGUCUGCGAAUCACCAGUGUUAGCUU
Molecule: messenger RNA, 1978 nt
Organism: Drosophila rhopaloa
Lineage: Eukaryota; Metazoa; Arthropoda; Insecta; Diptera; Drosophilidae
Product: arylsulfatase B
Exons: 5
Coding region: 70-1770 (566 amino acids)
Source: RefSeq, a predicted model, not a curated record